Theileria annulata is the source of this 1509-nucleotide messenger RNA. RefSeq lists its product as uncharacterized. The record is from RefSeq and is a predicted model, not a curated record. Bases 1 to 1509 code for a protein of 502 amino acids. NCBI's taxonomy places the organism in Eukaryota, Apicomplexa, Aconoidasida, Piroplasmida, Theileriidae. The transcript has a single exon.
AUGGCAAUGAACAAGUGUAUCAAGCUUUUUUUGAUUCUGGUUUUCGUUGUAGCUGUUGCUUUUGGUGUCACAUUUUUGCCCUUUAACCUAUCUGACAAAUUCAAGGCUGUUGUCGACAAGGUUUCCUCUCAUCUUAGGGGACUUGGAGGCAUGGGUUCUGAUGAAAAAGUCCGCCUUGAUUUUUCCAAACGUGAUAGUUACACCCAUGGCAACUUGAACGUCGUUUUGGAUAAAGCCGACAACGUACCUAAGGAUGGAUACUUAAAAUUCAUUCACAAGGGCGAGAAGGACCUUCCUUUGGACGUAGAAGGUUUUACUUUGGGAGACACUACUCUUGAUGGUGUUGAACCUGGUCUCCUUGACUACGCUGCCGGUUACUUCAAGGGCGAGUCUCCUCAUCUUCUGCUUGUCGAGCUUUGCCUUCACAACAAGGGCGAUGGUGACAACGGUAAUGGUGAAGGUAAUAAGGAUGAAACUAAUAAAGGAGAAACUGACCCCAAUGGUACUGAGGGAGGCAAAGGCACUGGUCCCGGAGAUAAGACUGAAGGGGAGAAGGUUUUCUACUGCCCUGGCGAAAAUAACAAAUGGGUAAAGCUUCCUGAUGGCGCUGACCUUGGUGCUAAGGUUGAUGAAGUUUUUGCUACACUUUCAGCCAAUACUCCACCUACUGGAACUCCCGAGGGCGGCGUUGUUACUACUCCAGUUCUUCCUGCUACUCCUCUACCUGGUAACCAAAACCUUGAUUUCCCUAAAGGAGAAUCACCUGUUCCCGCUCCUCAGAAUUAUCCUCUCACUGGUCCCGGAGCUCCCACUGCUGCUGUUCCACUUCCAGUAGGUGGUGCUACAACCGGCAGUCAACAACCUGGAAACGGUGCUCCUGCAGGAGGACAACUGGGUCCUGUUGUUCCUGGAACUCCUGAUACUGUUGGUACUGCUGGAACCGGUGGUCAUGGUACUACACCUCAGGGUCCUGUUGGUACUCCAGCCGGCGGUCAAUCUGGUAAUGAUGGUGCUCCUGGUACUGCCGGUACUGGUGUACCCGGUGGUGCCGGUGUUUCAGAACCUGGAAGAAAUGGGCUUACAGGAGAAACAGGUGCCCAAGGUGGUGUAUCAUCUGUAGGCCAAGGUACCCAUUCAGUUCCAAGUGGAUUGGUAGCAGGUGUUGGUGGAGCAGGUGGAGUUGGAGUUGAAGCAGGAGCUGGAGCUGUAGGCCAAGGUACCGAUUCAACUGGAGAAGGAAGGGGAGCAGGUGGAGUUGGUGUUGGUGUCGGAGGUGUUGCUGGAACAGGACCAGCCCCUGCAGAACCGGCUGUACCUACACCCAAAGUACCAGAAGGGACUCAAAACUCUGAGACUACUACUGGAGGAGUACAACAAACAGCAUCUGGCCCAGCCGGGCCAAAUGGUGGAACCACAAACCAAAACAAUGGAGGUGGUGUAAAUGGACAAGGAGGUAGUAAUGGAGGAGGAUCGAGCAGUUCUUCGGUUUCUACACCAGGUAAUCAUUAA